AUGGAGUCUUCUUCAUCUUCAUCAGUUAUAACUCCGGAAGACGUGUUGGAGUCGUUGAUGAACGACGGUACGAUCGAUGCCAUCCGGUUGAAGAUUAUCACUCAGCUCAAAGCCAACGAGGAGCUGAAGAACACCACCAUUAAGAUGGUGGAGCAGAGUAAGGUUCUUAAUACUCCUGGGGCGGAGAAACAGACCAAAAGAGAGCUGUUUGACUCUCUUCGACAAGAACUCGAAACUUCAGUGCUUGAGAAAGCCUCAAAGUCAGUUUGGGAGCUGAUUUUGGACAACAAUGGGCUGGGGAAGGAAAUAAAUGAAACAGUGGAGAAAGUAUUUUGUCGAUUGAGUGGCCGGGAACCUCCCUUAUUUCCUCCAAAUGUUGAAUCCAAAUCAGAGAAAGAGAAACAGGACAGCGAGAAUGGCAAAGGAAAAGAAAAGGAAUUUGAAAAGGAGAAUUCGAACUGUAGAUCGAAGAAAAGGAAGUUUGCACCGAUGAAUGUGGAAGAGGGUUCAGAUGAAGUUGCAAGCAGGUCCAGCAAUACUCCAGCUGAUUUUAGCAAAUUGCCUCAGCCAAGUGUGACAAAUUAA
This is a messenger RNA of Ilex paraguariensis (yerba mate), 585 nucleotides long. NCBI's taxonomy places the organism in Eukaryota, Viridiplantae, Streptophyta, Magnoliopsida, Aquifoliales, Aquifoliaceae. The record is from the annotation of a GenBank genome assembly.